UGACAGGCAGCAUUUAGCAGCCUGUUCCAUCCGACACCACUCUCACGUCUAGCGUUGGAUAUUAGACAAAGCAAGAAAAAGCCCGCGAACAAACCAUAACAUCACUCUUGUUUGCUUCGCCAUCUUUCUCCUGAAAACACACACGUGAACCACCUGGAAAUCUCCCCUCACUAGAAGAGCCUUGCAGAGCCCGUGGUUCACUACAGGACUGAGAUUAUGAGUGAUCCGAUCUUGCAAUUUCAGGCCAUGAAUCCACAAAUGACGCGUAACGGAGGUGGGUUGUUCACCGAAGGGCGAACCCCUAGUCGCACCGAGAAGAAGGUUCGUUUUGAGGCAGCCCCUGGUUCACGAGGGGUUAGUGGUGGUGGCCUGACGUUCACUAACACCAAUCAUCAAGUCACGACUUCCGCCGGUACAGGAGUUACGUGCAGCACCAUCGAAAACACUCCUUUUACGAGCUCAAUCGGGGCUUCACCAUCUGCAGCUGUGACCAAUUUCAACAACAAUUCGGAGCUUUUUCGUCAGAUAAACGCCCUGCUGGAGAACUCACUGGAUUUGAAUAGCAUCUGCAUGAACCAGCAAAAGGCUGCUACUGGCCCAGGGGGCGUGUCUGGACUGUCGUCCCCGGGAGGCACCGGACUAGGAUUCGGUGGGCCUGGCCAGCCAGCAGGAGGCAACGGGAGUGUCAAUCCCCUGCAUGGACUCUUGCCUCCUCCGGGUCUACAACAACAAGCAGAAAGAAAUGAUCCUGGUAAUGUGCUAAACUUCCUUCUGCCAAAAACGCCAACCAAGCCCUUGUCUGGUUUCCCCAGCGAGAUGACCACUCAGAGCUUCGGACCCGUCUCCCCGAUAUCGCCAAACAGCCUGCCUCUCUCUCCGUCCGGUUUCCCGCCAUUUCUUGCAAAUGCCGUCAAGUCGCCGCUGUCCUCUCCAACCUGGAGCAGCUACUCGCUCUGCAGCAACCCCAAGGAUGCGCUCACCCUCUCCAAUAUAGACAAAUACCUGAGCGGUGCCUUGCAGCAGCAGCAGCAUCAUCAAAUGAUGAUGCAGCAACAGCAACAGCAGCAGCAAAUGCAGAUGCAAAUGCACCACAACCUGCAGUCGAGCCCCGUCCCGAGCUUGACCUCUCCGGAGAUAAACCGUACGGGGGGCUACCGUAAUUUCGGCGGGAGCGUAAGCAGUCCUGGAUCAUCCGAUUCGUCCAGUAUCUGGGAGCAUGUCUUCUCGCCGAUUGAUGGGCCAGGUAGUCACACUCGAAGCUCAAGUCCGACGGACUCGGACACCAGUGGAAUAAGCUCGACAUCGGCAAGCUCCGGUGAACCCCUGGCUGAGGGACUCUCAGAAAUGAUGGGUAACCUCAGUAUGGGUCUUCCUUACCACGCCCAGCCGAACAGAACUACAAUGUCACCAUUCCAGAAGCCUUCAAUGGGUUGCAACCUUCCUCCUCACGAUGAUCACUGCUUCAUACCACCCCACGGUGUACCCAUGGUGCCCCAGCACCCACUGGGCGACCAGAGAUGGCCCGGCGUGGAUUCGCUCCUGAGUACUCUGGCCAGUGAUCCCUGUAGCAUUGAAAGACUAGCAAGACUCAACAGACAGGCAGCAUCGAUGUGCGAAGCGACGUGUACAUGGAGCGGCGUUCUGCCGCCGCGGAACUAUAAGAAUCCAGUUUACUCUUGCAAGGUGUUUCUGGGUGGUGUGCCAUGGGACAUCACAGAAGCUGGUCUACAGAGCUGCUUCAAGCCGUUUGGGAAUGUUAGAGUAGAGUGGCCAGGAAAAGACGGCAAACAUCCCAAGUACCCUCCAAAAGGUUAUGUUUAUGUGCUGUUUGACAAUGAGAAAUCAAUCAAGGCAUUACUACAGGCUUGCACUCAUGACUUCCUUGGUGGCGGAGAGUACUACUUCAAGAUUUCUAGCCGAAGAAUGCGAGGAAAAGAGGUCAAAGUUAAUUCCACAGUGUCUGUCUGCUACCCCUCCCAAGAAAUCCAUCAAGACUACGAAAAGAUUGUUCAAGUCAUCCCGUGGGUGCUCUCAGACAGUAACUUUGUCCGGUGUCCAUCCCAGCGGUUGGAUCCUGACAAGACAGUGUUUGUUGGUGCACUCCAUGGCAUGCUGAACGCAGAAGGACUGGCACACAUCAUGAACGACCUGUUCGGAGGGGUGGUUUACGCUGGCAUCGAUACGGACAAACACAAAUACCCCAUAGGUUCAGGCCGUGUAACUUUUAACAACAGCAAAAGUUUCAUGAAGGCAGUCGGAGCAGCGUUUGUGGAAAUAAAAACAAGCAAGUUCACUAAGAAGGUCCAGAUCGACCCCUACCUUGAAGACUCACUCUGCAGCUUGUGCCACACCCAAACUGGUCCCUUCUUCUGUCGUGAGCAAACCUGCUUCAAGUACUUCUGCAGAUCGUGCUGGUUGUGGCAGCACUCCCUGACCCAGCUCCGUAGCCACAAGCCACUGAUGCGCAACAGCAAGACCAAGACUCCGGAUAUCUGCUAUGGGGUAUGAUGGAAGAAACUCCAUAUGAAGCACACCCUGUGUGUGUUCUUUGAGAGACUUGAUAAAUCUACGAGAAAUUGCUGAAUGCUGAAAAUCAGAAUGGAUGUCCACGCUUCCCUUUGAUUAGCUGUCAGGUCCAGGAGACUGCAUGCUGAUUGGUUUUGGCGACUGCAGAUGAGCGCAAGACUGAGCGCUGUAUCAUUUUUGAUUGGCCGGUUUUUAAAUUUUCUUUGAAAAGGUCAUUUGCAUGAUGAGUUUAAGGUGAUUGAUUGGAUCAGUUUAAACAUGUAGAAGUCUGAGUGGUCGCUUUUGUUGAAUCUGAUUUCAGUUGAUUCUGAUUUCAGUGAAGUUGAUUUGAUUUGGUGACAAUUGUACACCACUUUAGAAAGCAGCAUUGGCGCAAGAGACAAUGAAAAAAAAGAAGAGAUGUAACAAUUCUAUGAAGUAUAAUAUUUCAACGGAUGACCUAUGACCCCGUGUUUAAAAUGCUUGACUUCCAGGGGGUGAAAGCCUUUGUUAGAAACCUCCCUGUUUAAAUGGAGGAGAUGAGCAGAAUGCCCCUCCCCUCCUGUCAACUAUGGCUUGCACUCCCUGACAAAAUCACAGAAGUUGCAUGUUUUGAUAAAUUCUUAUAGUUAAAAAAAGUCUGAAGUCAAUGGACUAAUCAGAUAAAUCGUUUUAAAUAGCUCAUAUUUGGCAAAAUAAAAACAGAGUUUACCUUUUGCCAAAAAUAAUCAAGUUUAUAUUUUAAACUAUUCUCAUGUUUUCAUGUUUUUCAUCCCCAUUUUUUCAUGCUAAUCCUAGCAUAAAGUGUCAUUUUUUUAAGACAGACUCUUUAGUUUAAGCAGAAAAAAACCCAAAUCAAAAUAAGGUGAAAGUUUAAAAUGACUAAAUUGAGACUGAUUGUCAAAUUCGAUUGAUCGUGAAAAGAUGUUAUAAAGUAGAAAUAUUUGAGCUGAAAGUUUCAUGCAUGAUUCCUGAUAAAGUUUGACACCAACUUUAAAUGUUUUACCAUUCCCCAUACAAUCAAUCGUUCAGAUUUGAACAUUGGGGUUUUUAUUGAUAAUAUUAUUUUUGGAUUAAAAUAUUUUUUUAAUGAUAAACAUCUUUAGGGUAUUUAGAAAUCUUUAAAACCGUAACCACCUGAAAAUAAAUAAAUCAAACAUUGAAAAACGUUCUGAUAAUAAUCAUCUGGUUUACACGAUGCGGGCAAAGUGAUUUCAAAGAAGAUUUUUAAUAAUAUUUGGACAGAUGAAUUAAAUGUCUUCACCAAACCGGACGAAUUCGUAAUUUUUAUCUAACUAAAAAGCACAACAAUUCAAUGUUGGAAACCUGCUAAAAUAAAUGCCAUUUUUUAUUUGCGCAGAUAGCCCAAGUCCACUUAAAAUUAAGCUAAGCAUCUGCUUUUUACCCAAAACAGGCGUGUAUCUUUCCUCAAAGUUUUUUCAGAUCUUUUUAAACAAGUGAGCAUGUUUUUUUUAACGGAAUUCUGAAAUCUUUCCAAGAUGAUAAAGUGAAAUCUAAACGCAGUGUUGACUUCUACCUUUAAGCAAGAAAGGAAGGCGAUUUCGGUAGCAUUUUAGAUUUGAAUAACAAAAAAAAACCAUUUAUAUUACCUUGGAUACUUUUUAAAACUACAAUUUACCAGCAUUUAAUGUACAUAUUUGUUUUCUCUCAAAAAUCUCUACAUGCCAUGUACAACAAGACUGAAGAUGGGUCUAUGCUGAACGAAGAUGGUCAAUAAUUUUAAGUACUGUUUUAUAUAUGCCAGGGUGGAUACUGAAUUAUGUGCGGUUUAAGGAGAGUAUUUUGUAGCACUUUGUAAUUCACUAUUUUUGUCUUUGAUACUUUUACUAUAUUACCGAGACAAAGUCUUGUGUAUGUACAUUUAUUUGAUCAAAAGGAGACGAGAUGGAGACAAUUUAGCAAACUGAGUACUGUUUUGUAUUGAUUUUUUCAAGCUAUUUUUCUUAUCUGUGAAAAAUCUAACAGAACUAUUUUUUAUUAAUAGCGGAAGGGAAGUAAGCUCCGUUUGAUGUGCUACUGUGCAUGCAAGUACGAUGAGAAAUUUUUGAUUUGUUUAAGGAUUUAAUAGAAGAGAACUUUUAUUUUUUUGCAGAGCUAAAAAUUGUGAAUUCAGAAGCCUUAAUUUGCGAACAAACUUUGUAGAUUUGGCUGUUUUUAAGGGACAAAUUAAACGACAACAUGUAUAUUUUCAUUUAAAGGUAUUUUGUAAGCAAAAUAAACAAAAUGUAAAAUAUUUUUUUUUUUUUUGCCUAGCGCUUCCUGUAUCAGAAAUGAACAAAAAAGAAACAUUUGUCAUAAAACUACAAAUGAAAAAAAAAAAAGUAAUCUGAUUGUAUUAACUUUUUUGCAUGUCAUUUUGUGGUUGUUAUUUAAAUACCAAUGUUUAAGUGCCUUUAAGAGUUGUUGAUUUCAACUAUUGUUACAGUUUAAAAUUUGGCUUCAUUAGAACCCCACUCUUGUUGUGUGUUUAAAAAGCUAAAGGAGAACAGGUUGCUAUUUGCUCCAAAUUGCUUAAAUGUAUUGUACCUUCCCACGACUGGACCGAACUUGACUACGGAUUUUGCCUUUAAUUGCACCAUAUUCUUUUAUGUAAAUGAAGGUUAUUUAACAGACUUAAAGGGACACGUUGCCUUGGGUCGGUCGAGUUGGUCGUUGAAAAGUGUUUGAAACCUGUUUGUUAUGAAAUGCAUAUUGGUUGCACAUUUUUUCAUUUACGUUGCGAAGUAACACGGUCGGCCAUUCUAUGGAGACAAAAUUUUGACUCCAUAAAAUGGCUGAAACAACACAGUUCGCAAAGU
Molecule: messenger RNA, 5324 nt
Organism: Asterias rubens (European starfish)
Lineage: Eukaryota; Metazoa; Echinodermata; Asteroidea; Forcipulatida; Asteriidae
Product: cytoplasmic polyadenylation element-binding protein 1-like
Exons: 11
Coding region: 217-2508 (763 amino acids)
Biological process (GO): negative regulation of cytoplasmic translation
Cellular component (GO): synapse; cytoplasm; nucleus
Molecular function (GO): mRNA regulatory element binding translation repressor activity; mRNA 3'-UTR binding; ribosome binding
Source: RefSeq, a predicted model, not a curated record